This is a messenger RNA of Acipenser ruthenus (sterlet), 4621 nucleotides long. Its product is annotated as zinc finger and BTB domain-containing protein 3. Gene Ontology annotation, cellular component: nucleus. Lineage: Eukaryota; Metazoa; Chordata; Actinopteri; Acipenseriformes; Acipenseridae. The transcript is spliced from 2 exons. The coding region runs from base 531 to 2486 and encodes 651 amino acids. The record is from RefSeq and is a predicted model, not a curated record. Gene Ontology annotation, biological process: regulation of transcription by RNA polymerase II. Gene Ontology annotation, molecular function: DNA-binding transcription factor activity, RNA polymerase II-specific; RNA polymerase II cis-regulatory region sequence-specific DNA binding; protein binding.
CAAUAGCGGAUACGCUGUAUCGGCGGCGCUCGUCCAAUGAGAGGGUCCGGCGGGGGCGGGGCCAGUGUUUUUUGUCGGCCGGAAGAAGCUGAGAGAGAGGGAGAGAGACGGAUCGGUGAUUGUUCAUAAUAUGAGCGAUGUGUCGCCAUCACCGCUGUCAAUCCUGACUGAGAGACAGACAGACAGACAGACAGACAGACACCAGAGGAGUCCCGCUCACCCCCUCGGAGCUCCUCCGCUUCCCAGCAGCUCAUUGAUCUCACAACCCUUGUCCAGUCGGGUCUGAAAAGGAUCCCAGGGGCUUCGACAGCGGGGGAUGUGAGGAAGACUGCCCUGACCGUCGCGCUGCAGAGAGAGAGAGCUGCUGUCAGCUGCCUUUAAGAUUCUUGAGAGAGACUCUGAUCUGGUCCGGUUGAUCUCGGCUGGGCCGGUCUCUCUCUGUGUCUCCUUUUCCGCACGCUUCUCUCUCUGGGGUGGACCUGAAGGCCCGUCGAGGAAACGCCUCUGUCGCCUCCGUCGUCUCCGCGGCGAUGGAUUUCCCGUGCCACAGCAGGCAGCUGCUCCAGAGCCUGCGGGAGCAGCGGAGGCGGGGCUUCCUGUGCGACUGCACGGUGCUGAUUGGCUCCUCCCGCUUCCUGGCGCACCGCGCCGUCCUGGCCUCCUGCAGCCCGUUCUUCCACAUGUUCUACACGGAGCGGCCGGGCAAGCGGGAGGGGGCGCCCGUGAACAUCAACUCGGAGAUCGUCACCCCGGCCGCGUUCGGGCUCCUCCUGGACUUCAUGUACGAGGGGACCCUGCGGCUGCACCCCAGCCCGGCUGAAGACGUCCUGGCGGCUGCCAGCUACCUGCACAUGAACGACGUGGUGAGGGUGUGCAAGAGGAGGCUGCAGGGCCGGGGGCUGGCUGAGGCUGACAGCACGAGGAGAGAGGAGGAGGGGGGAGGAGGAGGAGGAGGAGGAGGGGGGGCGCGGGCGUCUGAGGGGGAGGAGGAGGAGGGGGAGGGGGUUCAGAGCUGCGGAGGCGCUCAGUGCUGUGGUGUCGUUUGCUGUAACAGCAGUAGGGUUGAUAACGGCCGCCACGCUCUUCGUGAUUCGAGCUGCCUCGGUGAGAACGGUCCGGAGGGCUGCAGGGGGCCCGUCGCUGCUGGGAGUCGUCUUCAUCGCCCUCCUCAUCAUCGUCAUCAUCAUCAUCAUCAUCACGGCGUCGGGGGUCCCCGAGCGGCGAGCGGUUCCAGAGGGUUUGGGGGGGAGGGCGCGGGGGCAGUCAGAGCCCAGGUUGGGGGCGACGCUUGUGAAGUCCGGAGGGCGGAGGGAUCGAAAGACUCCUCCUCUCUCCCCGACGCGGCAGACACCACCCAGCCCGGGAUGGACCCGGCCGAGGGAUCGAGGGGGUGCUGCUUCGGAGCCGGGACGCAACCCCCCACCCCCACUCCCACCCCCACUCCCACUCCCACUCCCACUCCCACUCCCACUCACUCCGCUCUGGCCAGCCCGUGCAGCUCCAGUGAAGUCCUGCUACUGCAGCAGCAAAACCAGCCCCCUGAGGCCCCGCCCCUCAGUGUAGCACCACCCCUUCGUGUAGCUCCUCCCCUCCCCGCCUCCCAGGUCCCUCCCUUCCCUCCCCCCGCCUCCUCAAACUCCAGCCAACAGCAGUCGAUUCACAGCAGCCUCCCGGAUCAGCAGAGGCAGUGCAGGAGUUCAGAGCCACGCAGCACCGGCCUCCCGCCACCAGGGGGGGCCCCGGAGGAACAGGAGGAGAGCCGGGAGGGGGAGGGGGAGGAGGAGGAGGAGAGGGUUUUCAUCACAGGGGAGGGGGAGCAGGAAGAGGACGAAGAAGGGCUGGUGAAAGUGAAAGUGGAAGCCAUCAUCAUUUCUGACGAGGAGCUGGAGGACAUGGAGGUGAGGAUGGGGAGCAUAUUCGAGGGGUGCAGACCGGAAUCAGAGGGAGAGGGAGGGGGGUCGGGGUACGGGCUGGAAUCGGGAGGGGAAGGGGAUGAGGAGAACGGCUUCCCCCUUCCUCCUCCCCCUCCCCAUCCUCACCCCCCUCCCCACCCUCAUCAAACUCACCCCCAUCACUUUCUGCAGCAGCCAGACCCCCUCCCCUCCUUCCCUCUCGCCCCUCCCUCGUUCGGGCUGCUCGCCCAGCCGCCCCCCCACCCCUCCCCCUCGGAUCAGGGGAUCUUCUUCCAGGAUUUCCAGGACGCUCUGGGCUCCUACGUGGAGGAGGUGCCCACGUGCCGGGCUUGCGGCAAGACGUUCUCGUGCGCGUACACGCUGCGGCGCCACGCCAUCGUGCACACGCGGGAGCGGCCCUACGAGUGCCGGUACUGCUACCGGAGCUACACGCAGUCCGGGGAUCUGUACCGGCACAUCCGCAAGGCUCACCGCGAGGGCCCGCCGCUGAAACACAGCAAGAGCGAGCCGGCAGACCAGCAGCAGCAGCACCACCACGAUCACGAGCACGACCAGGACCACAUCCCCACGUAGAGCCGCUCUGAGAGCUCCCUGCGCGUCCCUGCCGCUCUGAGAGCUCCCUGCGCGUCCCUGCCGCUCUGACAGCCCCCCCCCCCCCCACGGAGGAGUGCAGCCUCUAACACCACCCCCCCCCCCACCAACACACAGGAUCUGAGGACUGAAACCAGACAAGGACACAGCGUGACUCUGUGAAAACAAUGGCAUGAAAUUGUUAUUUGCUGAGACGGGACUUGAGAGAUCGUUUUCUCUGCAGUGGCUCUGCUUGGUUUGCGUACAGCAUUUAAAAAAAAUGUGUAGAGAGUGAUUUUUUUUUUUUUCUGUAGAACAAAUCUUUCAAUUAUUAAAAAAAAAACACAAUAUUUAACUUUGUGUACUUAUAAAAAACACAACAUUUGUUUUAUUAUAUAUAUAUAUAUAUAAUAGAGGGGCUUCAGCGAGUUACAGGAUAAUAAUUCCAUCGAGGGUUUCUGUCAUAAACUACGAGAGCGGAGGCGGAGCUUCUAAACUGUCACAGAACCCCGAGAUGGAAUUGUUUUCCUGCGACUCUCUGAAGAGGCCCGUCUGUUAUUUUUUAUAAUCCACGGAUACCCCUGUGAUGCUGAUAUUCAAGAAGACGAGGUUCAGCAGGACAGCUGGGUUGGUUUUUAAACGUGGUGUUUCAGCGCUGUACAGGCGUUCCGUGUCGUUAUCCGUGCUUCAGCUUGAUUUGGACGAUCGCCUUUACCUCGUUUUAAUUUCCCGUUCCUCUCCGGUUUCUCUGAGAUACGAAUGUUCCAGCUUGACGUCGUUUUUAACAUAUUCUCAUUCUGUUGCUCAUUAAUGAACAUUUCUGUGCUGUGGGCGUUUGUCGAGUGAUUGAAAACGAGACGUUUUGUGUUUUGAAUUGAAAGCGACGGUCUCGAGCAGUCGAAGGGGUCAGAGUUCAAGAAUAUUUUCCUCUCGAGGAAUUGUCAUUUUUUCAAAUGGCUCAGGAUGCUAAUAUAGCCUUCAUCCCUGUAUUAUAUACACUGAGCAUCAAAAGAAACGCAUCCCUUAUAUUUGGAUAAAAUUCACCAGAUGUGAUUGAAUAAUGACACUCUGUUUCAGAGCAGGUGAGGCGACUUUUUACUGAGUUGAUUAACAAUGACAUCACGAAGACGCUGCAGAAUGAUCUGUGGUGUUGGGACUCCCAGUUGGUGGCGCUGUCACUGACAGAGCGUGUCUGGUUAUACCGUCUCGCCACGGCACGCUGCCCUCGCCCAGCCUCCACCACGCUGAUCGCACGAAGGCGCUGCUCUCUCGACAGACGUUAGGGUUUUUUUUUUCAGUGAUUUUCUCUAUUGCUUUUAUUCCAGCUUGCAAUUCAGCAGCUGAAAUCGCUCCCUAUCCAGCGUCCAAUCAGCUGUGUCUCUAAUUAGGUGGUGAAGCGCCUCUGCUUCAGUCACGGUCACUCAAUCGUGUCGUGGGCAAGGAUGAAUGAACGAGGGAUUGAAAAAGAAACCAAAAACAUUUCGUCAAUAUCCAUCAUUUAUAUACCUUGUUAGGAUAGUGAUGACGCGGUUCUUCUGAUGCUCUGUGUAUAUAUACACACACACACAGGGGUAGUUUUGUGGGUCAGUAUACAUAUUAUUUCACGUGUGUUGUUUCCUUCUCAUCCUGUCCCACGGUGACAGAGCUUGUGGGGUCAGUGGAGAUGUUUGAACUCUGUCGUGAAAUCCUGCUGUUUGUUUUUCUGUGUUGUGUUUCGUUCACCGGGGUGUUUGGUUCGCUGUCUUCCUGUUUUGAGCAUUUCUUUGUUCUGCGAUGACGAUUGCUCCUCUGAAAGGUUAUUCUGCUGGUUUAUUUUAGGUUUGUUUUCAUUAAAAACAGUUUUGAAAAAAAAAAAAAAAUUUGCACGUGGGUCAUCCUUUGGAAAGAGACGAGAGAACGAAACACGAUCACAGGGAGACGCACCCCACACUUAGAAACAUAUUAUAAGAGACGCAGACACACCACAGACUAGCUGAUAUAAAACUGAGGUACAGGGAGAGGGGAGAGGGAGGAGGGAGGGUCUGUCACACAGAGACGAGAGAACGAAACACACUCUCAACACGAUCACAGGGAGACGCACCCCACACUUAGAAACAUAUUAUAAGAGACGCAGACACACCACAGACUAGCUGAUAUAA